Molecule: messenger RNA, 226 nt
Organism: Staurois parvus
Lineage: Eukaryota; Metazoa; Chordata; Amphibia; Anura; Ranidae
Source: the annotation of a GenBank genome assembly
UGCCCCAUCGUUGGUGUCAGUGGGGGGAGGAAUAGUGCCCCAUCGUUUGGUGUCAGUGGGGUGGGGGGAGGAAUAGUGCCCCAUCGUUGGUGUCAGUGGGGGAGGAAUAGUGCCCCAUCGUUGGUGUCAGUGGGGGGAGGAAUAGUGCCCCAUCGUUGGUGUCAGUGGGGGGAGGAAUAGUGCCCCAUCGUUGGUGUCAGUGGGGGGAGGAAUAGUGCCCCAUCGU